AUGCCCCGAAGAGAAGUUCUCUUCUUUGUCAUUGUGUUUGUGUUCGUUUCGAUCGACGACGCGACAGCAAACGUCACGAGUGCGCACGAGGCAUGGGCGGCUCACGUAACCGAGAGCCCUGUGGCGGCGGUGACUCUCAAUCACACUCACGUGCUUCACCUGCCCUUAACGCAGCCGCAGCAGCCGGCGCCGCUGCCACCGCUCUCGUCCACUCAAAAUCCAUCACCGGAACAAAAUGGAAGCUCUUCGCAGCUGGCUAGCGAGCGAAAAUCCUCCACGACGACAGAUGUGACCCCGACAGUGACGCCGAAGACGACGACGGAUUCUUCAAUAAAAGCCAAUAGGGGGAUCAAGAACGUUGAACUCAUCACUAGGAGACCGUCGGAGGAAAAGUUCAAAAGACGGAAAACCAAGGGGAGACCGAUUACCACCACUUCGACGACCGAGAACCCUCAGAACGACUCUCCUCAACAGGAGUCUCAAACAACUUGGGCUCACCUUCCAGAUAAGCAUCAACAACGUCCAUGGGCCAUCGACGCUCAAUGGGACGACUCGAUUUCUCUCUGGGGCGUUCGCAUCCAGCCACCACAAACACCCGAUUUCAAAAGUGCCCGCAGCGAGUGGGGAAAAUAUUGGCCGAUUCAUAUCUAUUGUGCUGGUGGAGUGUUCGCUCUGCUCGCCGUCGUCAACUUGUGGCAACUGCUUUCGAAGUCGUUCUCCUCAACGGCUCUCCUAAUGCCGAAGGGACGUUUCAUAUUUGUGACGUUCCUCAUGCUGACGGCUUGUUCUUUCCGUGCGACGUUCCUGCUCAUUGAUCCCUACAACGUGAAUCAGACGUAUCGAGCUGAAAUUCUACCAGCACUCAUGGAUCUGCCGUUGUUUUGUAUAGCAAUGAGUUUCGCUGUCGUCUUUAUCACCUUGCUCGACAUCUCGGGUGUGCGAAUCGCCUCGAAGUUGUGCAGGAGCUCGAGUGCUCUCGCUCUCGUGUACUCCUUGUUCUUCAUCGGGGGGACGGGUGUCCUCUCCGUCGCGGGAUUAGUGCCGCCCCAGUGGAAGCUCAUAGAAGUGCUGCCGACUCCAGGCUUCGUCGUAUGGACUUCGUUGAUGUGUGUGUGCUUUCUGAGUGUGUUUAAAAAAGUGCGGCGGGCCGCCGAGAGGAGACACGGUGAAAGUUUGAGGGCGACUUUCACCAAACUACAUAUCGAGGGUGCGGAUAUCCCACAGAGACUACCGCGACCGACGUUUUGCAUCGCCGUACGGAUAACCUUCAUAAAUGUCCUCUUGCUACUCGCCAUGAACGGACUCACUCUCUACGGUAUGAUAGCCGUGCUAAAUAUUUUCUCGAUCGGUAGACGACGCCCCGCAGCCGAGCCGUGGCCUUGGUGGAGCUAUCAGCUGAUUCUCCGUAUGCUCGAAGCCACCGUUAGCGUUCUGAUAAGCUACAGCUCGCUGCAAUCGGAGAACGAUCCACCCAGGGACGAGGGUUCGACAUCGGAGCAGCACCCAACCACCGGUUGCUGCGUCCUGAGCACCUGCUGCCAGCGGAAGGACGUCGUCCACAAUUACGAGUCCUGUUCUGAUAUUGCGUACGGUUUUCGGAACGAAAACUUUAAUACGUCAUUAGACUUCUCCAACGUGGCCGGUAGCGGCGCCAGCGGAGCCGCAACGAACCGAAGCCACAACGCGUGGAGUCGAGGCCAAUCAACUGCCCCGCUGACGUUCCAACAACACGGUCGAUCGGAAGAAUCGAGCACGGCGAACAAAUCCUUCGCGCGGAAUUCGCUCCUUUCGCAUCCGAUCCAAGCGUUGAGCUCGCUCGGCUCGGGCCGGCAAUCGAAGUUCGCGACGAAUUCCAGCGUCGAAAGCAGCCAGAGACACUCGACGAUCAUGUUCCGGGACAAAUUGAGGCGGAGCGCUCCUCCCCAACUCCCAGAAGCCGCUCAGCUGAACCAGGUGGCCAACGAGGACAACGAGGGCGACGACGAAUCGAUUCGUGCGCAAAUGGGUUCAAGGGUUCACUCGAUCACCGAAGAGGACGCCAUGCUUCUGAAUUCACCUUUCUUCCCUCGCUUCAAACGCAGCCAUUGUUCCAGUCUCGAUAAUUCGAUCGACGUCUCGAGCGACCAGCUCUCAUCUCUCGGACAGAGCGGGGUCGACUUCAUGCCGCAACACCACCGUCGAACGACGGCCGGCAGCACCUGCAGCAGCGAGUCUGCGGCCAAUAGUUUCGAUGUUGCGUUCUUCCUGAACUCGAAUCCUCACCUGGACCACACGCAAGCUGUCGCCGCCCAGCGAGAAUUCAUGGAACGGCUCGUGCGCCACGAACAGGAACGACAUUUGAAGAGGAGCAGCCAGCAGGAAGAUCGCAGGAGGUUUUUCGAGGAGUACGAUCGGAUCCAGGAGGAGAUCCGCCGAGAGAAAGCUUUAACGUCGAACCUCGAGCCGCGCAGCAUAUCUCCCAUAGUUAGCGCGAGAUCGUCCGCUCACAAGGCAUCGGGCGUGGCUCGGACGCGGCUCGAGAGCACCCGUAGCGAAGAGAUUCUAGAGCACCAGGAGCAUCACACAAACCUGAAGAAGAGUCACCAUUUGCAGCACCACGACCACAAACACCACCUGCAGCAGCAACAGGAAUCAGCCCAUCAGCAACAUCAACACCCAUCUGUGCACAAGAUGAGCCUGGAUCUGGCCCCGUCUGGCGUUGUGGGCACGCAUCCAACUCAGAGUCGUGUUAUCGGCAACACCGCGGACGAGGACAUAACGCCAGACUCCGCCGUCUACCUCGACCUCCACAUGUCACCUUGCGACGAAAGCCCCGCCGGCGACCUGCACAUUAUCCACAAUUCGUUCCACAGUCUAAAGCGGGCGUCGCGCAGUUUCCUCAAUCGCAUCAAUUCCACGUUUUCUCUAUCGAACAAAUCCUACGCGCCCCUUGAGAGCGCCGACGAGUGCAUCACGUACUUCGGCGCCGAUUGCGGAACUCUAGACAAGGGCCAACGACUCCGUGCGGCCAAAUCCGCCGAUGUUUUAGCUUCGGCGAACCACGAGGAUUUCUGCAGCGGCAGUAGUUUACAGCACGGAGACAGUGGACUCUUGGUUGAAGAGAACUCUCAGAGGAGCUCCGUGCUCUGUGACAGCGCCUGCCAAACCGAACCUUUGUGCACGUAG
Galendromus occidentalis (western predatory mite) is the source of this 3165-nucleotide messenger RNA. RefSeq lists its product as uncharacterized. The transcript has a single exon. Bases 1 to 3165 code for a protein of 1054 amino acids. The record is from RefSeq and is a predicted model, not a curated record. NCBI's taxonomy places the organism in Eukaryota, Metazoa, Arthropoda, Arachnida, Mesostigmata, Phytoseiidae.